CCCGCCUCUCCGCCGGCAGCAGCAGCAUCACGGCCCUCUGGACCACAGCAACCACUAGCACCAGCAGCCGCCGAGCUCGAACCCGGCAGCCUCCCGCCCCAAAUCAUAGCCAUGGUCUCUGAGAUCACCGGCGUGUUGUGCGAGACCUUCCACACCUAUCCACCACAUACAAUCCAACGCCUGGCCGAGCUGAUACUCGAGCCGCGGCGGCACUACCGCUCCCUGCCCUCGUACCUGCACGCUGUCGACAGGGUGGUACACGUCACGAGCGGCAACAACAUCUAUCCGUUGCCACCCGCCGUGUCGGACAUGUCGCACCUGUCGAUCAACGGCACCGCGGACGACAACCAUGAGGAGGGUGGCAGUGUGGAAGGCGAGGCUGGCUCCGCCGCCCCCACCGGCGCGCUGGUCGGUAGCGACGAGGCGCUGGGCGGUGCGCUGCUCACACCUAUCCCGUGGCUCGCGCGGCGGGGCCAGGGCCAGGGCCAAGGGCGGCAAUUCGAGCCGCAGGUGCGGACAGAGAGCACGGAGACGAUCGAGGGGCCCAACGGCGUGGGGAGCAUCGAGACCGUGACGGUGUCGAUCAAUGGCAUCUCAUCGAUGAGCGCCGCGCAGCAGCAGAGGGUCAUUACACAAGGCGAGCUCAUCCGCCAGGAGCAGAAAGCGGGUGUCGUCCCGGUCAGCCAGCUUGCGAGGUCCGGCCCAGUGGUGGCCAGCUCUCCAUCUGCGGCCGCCGCAUCGACAACGACGGCAGGGGAGGAGGGUGCCGACACGACGAUGGCGGAAGGCGAGGGCGAGGGCGAGGACGGAGUACCAAGGGACAACAACAGCGAAAAAUCAGAUGAGGACAUGGCAGACGAAGACGAGACGCCACAUGCUCGUGGGCCAGACAUCAUUGGUGCGGCGGAUAUGGGCCCUCAGACGCCAACCUCAUCCACCUUCAGAAUCAGCAGCGGAGGCAAUGUCGAGGUACGCAGGAUCGAUGUCGAGGCCGCCGUGGGGCGGAAGCACGAGGCUCAGGCUCCCACUGCCGACGACGAGGGCGCUACUACGACGCAUUCCGAGACCAGUGACGACGCUGUCAUGACACCGCCGUCAACAGAUUCUACUGAAAGGCCCGCUGCAACCCAAGGCGAAGGAGAAGGUAUCAAA
Cryphonectria parasitica EP155 is the source of this 1152-nucleotide messenger RNA. RefSeq lists its product as uncharacterized. The transcript has 3 exons. The annotation marks the transcript as partial. Gene Ontology annotation, cellular component: cytoplasm; protein phosphatase 4 complex; nucleus. NCBI's taxonomy places the organism in Eukaryota, Fungi, Ascomycota, Sordariomycetes, Diaporthales, Cryphonectriaceae. The record is from RefSeq and is a predicted model, not a curated record. Gene Ontology annotation, molecular function: protein phosphatase regulator activity. Gene Ontology annotation, biological process: protein dephosphorylation.